Messenger RNA from Nematolebias whitei (Rio pearlfish), 1237 nucleotides. It is a transcript of the gene metrn, whose product is annotated as meteorin, glial cell differentiation regulator. Bases 174 to 1088 code for a protein of 304 amino acids. Gene Ontology annotation, molecular function: hormone activity. NCBI's taxonomy places the organism in Eukaryota, Metazoa, Chordata, Actinopteri, Cyprinodontiformes, Rivulidae. The record is from RefSeq and is a predicted model, not a curated record. The transcript is spliced from 4 exons. Gene Ontology annotation, biological process: positive regulation of axonogenesis; glial cell differentiation.
GACUCACUGCAGCUCGGAGAGCCACAGAGGCUCUCUUAUCACCAGGAGGAAACUGUCAUGGAGACUGCAGGAAAUAGAGCUGUGCUGUCAUAGAGCAACUUUACAAUAAUAAUUAAAAAAGAAUCACCACUUUGGAUCUUAUAUAAUUUUAUUUGCAUCAUCAGAGGUAGAAAAUGUUUGGGUUUGGAGUUUGGAUUAACACAACCUGGAUUUUGUUUUUAACCUUUUUUUACACCACCAUUGCAAAUUAUUCUGAAGACCAGUGCAGCUGGAGAGGAAGUGGCUUGUCUCAGCAGCAGGGCAGCGUGGAGCAGAUCUCUCUCCACUGCUCUGAGGGCACUCUGGACUGGCUGUAUCCCAAAGGGGCCCUGCGUCUCACCCUCUCGCCCCGCCUGGCCUCGGUAGCGGUGGGGCCCGCUGGCAGCAGCUCGGGCCUCAUCACUGCCUGCGUCAAACCCUCUGAUCAGUUCCACGGGGCUCAGCUGUACCUGGAGAAAGACGGGCUCCUGGAGCUCCUGGUUGGGGACAGAAUCGAGUCGUCCCCACCUCCGAGGGUGCGCUGCUUCAGCUGGCUGCCCGGGGAGAGGCUGGCCCUGUUCCUGCAGGCGACACCCCAUCAGGACAUCAGCAGGAGGAUUGCAUCCUUUCGAUAUGAGCUGAGAGGAGACUGGACCGCUCGCAUGUCUCUGGACUCCAACUCCAUCAGCAGUGAAGAUGCCUGCAGACCCUGCAAUGAUACAGAGAUUCUGAUGGCUGUUUGCACAAGUGACUUUGUGGUACGAGGUAACAUCCGGUCGGUGGAGGAAGAUGAGAGUUUACGGGCAGCGGUGAUAAAGGUCAGCACCACCCGUGUGUUUCAGCAGAAAUACGCCCUGUUCACCGGCAGCAGCCGCCUGGCCAGCCGAGGCGAGAUACGGACUCUGCUUCAGUGUGGCGUCAAACCUGGUCCCGGGAGCUUCCUUUUUACCGGUCGGGUCCACUUCGGGGAGGCCUGGCUUGGCUGCGCUCCACGCUACAAGGACUUUCAGAGGACUUACACUCAGGCCAAAGCAGCCCGGCAGAUACCUUGCGAACUACCUGUAGACUGAAAAGCACGGCAGCGGCUUGUCUACCAACGCAGGAAGAAAAAAUGCUGAAGUUCAGCCCAGUUCAGGAAGAGGCCACGAUGUGCAAAUGACUGCCAUUGUAGCCACCGAACCAGCAAGAGAUCCUCCCAAAGGACUGAGGAUCGAAAUGG